GGAGCUUGGUUGCCAGUUACCACAACGCUGCAGAGAUUGUCUUGUGGGCCUUGAAAUUCCUGAAAGACACCGACGUCGCGAGGGACACCAGCAGAAACUCUUCUUCUCGAUGAACUCGGCGAAAUCCCUCAAUCAUGAUAUCUUGACACUUGUCAUUGCGGCGUUGGAAAAUAAACGCGACGUUGUCAGGGUGAUGAAGGCUUGUCACGCUCUAGAAGAAGCUGGUCGGAGAAAGCUACUUAGUUUUCCAAUAACCAUCGACGCAGACAACCUGGAAACCAUCCAUAACUCCAUCAUCACGCAGACAAAAAACUACUGCGCUCAUUUGCGGCAUCUCGAUAUCAAGGAGUACAGUGUUUCUGAAGAGCAAAUUCGGAAAAUUGCAGAGAUACUGAGGCAUGCAAAAUACUUGGAGCACCUCAACGUCGGGAUCCAACAUACCUUCAUGGUCCCAGAGUUCGCUGAGUCCAUGUCGAAUCUCCAAAAUCUUCGAGAAUUACAACUACUGAAUCCGGAUGAACCAUUACUCGCCGCCGUGAAGUUAAUCAAAUCUCCUUUAGUUGAACUAGUUGUCGUGUCCGCACGCUCAGAACUUAGUCAUCGCACCGAGCUGUCUACGCUCAUUCGCAAUUUCACCUCGUCGCUCGAGGUUCUCCGGGUCAAACGCGUUACUUUACAUGACUUGGAUUUCCAAUGCCCUAGACUUCGCGUCCUUUACCUCACCGGUCUGCCUUCCGAGUUCAUAUCGGCUCAUAAGCUCGUGCAUGCCUUCCCAAACUUGGCUAUCCUUGGUUUAGAUGGUGACGGGCGAAUCCCGGAGACUGUCUCGCCCGACUAUCGCGAACGGAACGCAGCAGAGCCACCGUCCUCACCUUGGCCCAGAUUGGAACUGGCUGAGGGUCAAGUGGAAUACAUUUGGACGUUGGCACUGAAGUGCCCCAUCCGUUCCCUGGCUGUCACUUGGUACGGAGUGGGCAUGGAGUAUGAGAUGUUUGAGGAUUUGGACGUUACGCACACCCCCACCACCAUGCUUUUGCUGAUUUUCCCAGCUGAUGACGAUCAGUUAGAGUAUUUCGAGGAAUACUUCUCUAAGCCUCCUGCUUGGACUGAAACUCGAUUCGAGAUUCAGGCCUCUGCAUUCGAAGACUCCGAUGAGAUUGAAGACUUCAUGGAUCGCUUCUUGGAUAUGAUAAAAGAGUUGCACCUUCAAUACAUUGAAGUCGACUUUGAUUACGGGGAGGACGCCCUAGAGGAUGUCCAAGACUGGUUUGACGUUCAGUUUCGGCCAAAAGAUUUCGUCAGGAAGCUCUCUCAAGCAAUUCCAUGUCUACAGAAGGCCCACGUAGAUUUUGGAGGAUUUGCAGGAACUGUAUGGAAGAUCAUGGAGUCGAAAUCAGGACGCAAGACCAAACUCUUGAACUCGUUGCCACAAAGUGACCGGCCCAAAACCUUCACAACCGACAGGCGUAUUUGAACUUAGCGGCCGCUCUGUUGAAUACCAUUGGUCAGGGAAAUACCCCCUCGUCUUAUUGCCGAGGACAAAAUUACCCGCAGCGCGGUAUUUAUGCAUGAUUGUGUACCUUUUUUUAGAAUGCGCUAUCGACUAUAUCUUACUGGAAGGGAUGGAUGGAUACAGAAGCAACAAGCGAGCAUGUCACACAUUCUCAAAGAUAUCAUAUGAAUUGCUGAGCUUGUAUACUCCGCCUAGUUUAGUGGUUCACGAGGAUUCUUCACCCAAGCGGCACCAUAGUCCUCUCUGCCCUCGAUAGGGAACUCCAAAGCUUCAAUAGUCGAAGGAACGAUUCGCCC
This is a messenger RNA of Somion occarium, 1809 nucleotides long. The record is from the annotation of a GenBank genome assembly. Lineage: Eukaryota; Fungi; Basidiomycota; Agaricomycetes; Polyporales; Cerrenaceae.